UCUGUCUGACUGCCAGACACAGAAAUGUUGGCAGAACACCCCCUCCUCACCGAGUCAGGGAAAAAAAUGGCGGACAAGCGCUAAAUCCACAUCAGAAACAAACAAACACGUUACUAAGCAAGGGAGCGGGGCCGCUUUAACUUGGACGCCACCCCCCCUUGGCGGAGGAAAAAGGCGCACUUCCAUUGAAAAGAAAAUCAUCCGGGGAGGAGAAACGCUGCUAAACGGGGAUGAAGUUUUAAGAGUGGAGGCCACUGUUGUGUUGUGAGCUUGGUCUGUAUUGUUGGAGCAUGAGGAAACCCGUGCCUCAGAAAGCUAUAGAGUGGAAAGAUGCCAGACGGAUCAAGCAUGCCCGGAGUGGACGGCCCUCCCGGGUGCCCUCACAGUAUCAAGGACAUUUCAGCUGGGAGAAAUACCUCAAAGAGACGGGUGCUACUGCCGCACCUUCUUCAUGUUUCAGACAGAGCAUCACACCGCCACUUAAUGAGUUUAAGGCGGGGAUGAAGCUGGAGGCCCAGGACCCGCGGAACACCACAUCCACCUGCAUCGCCACAGUGGUGGGCCUGACGGGCUCGCGGCUGCGGCUGCGCUUGGACGGCUCCGACAACAAGAACGACUUCUGGCGCCUGGUGGACUCCUCGGAGAUCCAGCCCAUUGGCAACUGUGAGAAAAACGGAGGCAUGCUUCAACCACCUCUCGGUUUCCGUCUCAAUGCAUCGUCCUGGCCCAUGUUUCUUCUAAAAACACUAAAUGGAGCAGAGAUGGCGCCCUCUCGCAUCUUUCACAAGCAGGAGCCCCCUGCUCCGGAGCAGAACUCUUUCCAGGUAGGCAUGAAGCUGGAGGCAGUGGACCGUAAGAAUCCCCACUUUAUCUGCCCGGCCACAGUGGGUGCCCUGCGUGGUGUCGAGGUGCUGGUCACCUUUGACGGCUGGCGUGGAGCUUUUGACUACUACUGCCGGUACGACUCGCGGGACAUCUUCCCCGUGGGCUGGUGCACGCUAACUGGAGACAAUCUUCAGCCGCCUGGAACCAAAGUAGUGUUGCCUAAGAGCCUCGGGGCACUAACAGACGGGAGUGUGGAGAGCCCAGCCAUGCAUCCUACCCCCACGGUGGGCAGACCUCCAGGUCAGAGAGGUCGCAAGCCAGGCCGCAGGAAAACCAAGGUGACAGGCCUGUGGGGCCAGAAGGGCUCAGCACUGGGACCACAGAGCAUCCAGGCGGGCAAAGGCCUGGAGCCCAUCAAGGUCCCCAAGAAGCGAGGGCCCAAGCCUGGCAGCAAGUUGGGCUGGGCAAAGAGAGCAGGGUGGCUGGGAGAUGCCAUGGCUGGCCCAGGACGGCCUGUGACGGGACCAGCCCGGACCAGAGGCAGACUACCGGCUAACUGGGCACAGAGGAUAGCUCUGCAGCAGGUCCAGACUCAGGCUGAACCUAUCAAGAUCCCAAAGAAAAGAGGGCCAAAGCCAGGCAGCAAGAGGAAACCUCGUGUGGUACCUAAUCCAGUCCCCACGUCUCCCACCAGCAGCACUCCAGAGCCCGACACCAGCACUGUGCCUCUGGACAACGCCACCAUCCCCAACUCUGCACUACAGGCUCCCACAGUUUGCGUGUAUCUAAAUAAGUACGGCAAGGUGGGACCCCAUUUGGACCAGCGGCGUAUCCAGAAGCUCCCAGACCACUUUGGACCAGGCCGGGCCUCUUCGGUGCUUCAGCAGUGUGUUCAGGCCUGUGUGGACUCCGCGCACAAUCAGGGCACGGUCUUCUCCUGCCUCAAGUCUGGACAAGGAGGUGAAGUCAUUUCAGCUUUCUUUGACCAGCAGCAGCGCACUCUGACUCUGCCCACAGUCAGCAGUGUCACCUACGUGCUCCGCUUCCUGGAGAAACUGUGUCACAACCUCCACUGUGAUCCUCUGUUUGGCAGCCAGCCUGUAGCCAGAGGAGGCCUGCACUACGACACUCACACUUACACUACAGUUUCAGAGAAGCGAAAUUUUGGAGACAGUCUGACAACGGGUCCCGGCCGAGGCACCAAGCGGUUCCUCCAGGACUACAACAGUCCCCUCCCUCAGAAACUUGCCAAAAUCCCCCGACACUCCAUUGAUGCUCCGUCCUUCAUGGAGAACAGUGUUGCCGUGUCAGAGCACUUAAAGAAGAGUCCUCUCUCUCCGAACUCUACAAUACAAACUCCUGGCAUGAGGUCGCCCUCCAAGCUGCUGCAUCAUAACAACUCCACAGGCAGUUUCCGGGAGAGCCCGAGGCCCAGCGGUCAGGACCCUAACCUGUGGACUGUGGAGGACGUUAUGCAAUAUAUCAGAGAUAUUGACCCUGUGCUGGCCCCACAUGCUGACCUUUUCAGAAAACAUGAGAUUGAUGGCAAAGCACUGCUGUUGCUGCGAAGUGACAUGAUGAUGAAAUACAUGGGUUUGAAGCUCGGGCCCGCCCUCAAACUCACCUUCCACAUCGAUAAGCUGAAACGUGCAUGAGGAGGCUGGCCGACCAGCCUUCCAACGGGACUAAACACCAACCCCAUCCCCCUUUUCUAGGAUCAGUAUAUCAUGCACUGCAUAGCAGACAUAUUCUGACCAUUUACAUGUAGCAGCUUUCUAUCAGAGCCCCGUAUCUGGUACAACACACCCUCUCCUGACCUCAUCCAAUGAGGAAUGUUUAUUUUGUGUAGCACAAUCCAGCCCUGAGGCAGCAUGGGAUACGUAGGAUCACCCAUCAACAGUCUUGCAUUUCAGUAUAACUUGAAAAGUAACACGUGGCCAUUUCAACCGUUAAAAGGCAUUUGAAGCCUGCUUAUAUUCUGUUACAUUUAAUCUGUACAUUUCAUAUUUUCUACGUCAUGAAUUUAUGGACUUUUUUCAACGGUUUAUGUGGGAUAAGUUAAAAGAAAGAACCCUUUGAAGGACAAAGAGCAGACACUAAAUUAAUUCCAGUUGCUGGGAAUGUUCCUUCUUAAUGUCUCUGUUUGAGGCAGCAUUUUUUCAAUGACAACAUUCGAUAUAGGAGAAAGACUUUACAGUAAAAACACACUUUAUCCUGACAAUACUGCCAUGAGGAAAUCUGUUCUUUUCUCUCAUUCUGGAUGUUGUUUACAAUGCCUUGUCUGUUCUAUGUUAUUUGUACUUUUUUAAUUUUUAUACUAUAUAAAAAGAGUUCUUACGUGGAGAGCCCUAUCAUACUAAACAUUGUUCAAUAAAUAUAUAAUAAUUCA
This is a messenger RNA of Labrus mixtus (cuckoo wrasse), 3214 nucleotides long. RefSeq names its product polycomb protein SCMH1. Gene Ontology annotation, cellular component: nucleus. Gene Ontology annotation, molecular function: protein binding. Gene Ontology annotation, biological process: regulation of DNA-templated transcription. The transcript has 17 exons. The coding region runs from base 291 to 2480 and encodes 729 amino acids. The record is from RefSeq and is a predicted model, not a curated record. NCBI's taxonomy places the organism in Eukaryota, Metazoa, Chordata, Actinopteri, Labriformes, Labridae.